AUGCGCCCUAGGGAUCUGUGCACCGCCGCGUACUAUGAUGACGUGCAGCGCAUGAAACAACUUGUGUCCGCCUUUCUCCGGGACGAGGAGGCAGAGGAGGAAGCCAGUGAGGCUUAUGAGGAGAAACUAGAGGACGAAGAAGACGACAAUGUUGGAGAAAUGACUGGGCUUUUGAAACAGAUGGAUUUGCAGAAGAAACAUCGCCAGAAAGUGGCAAAGCUUUUAGAGACAACGGGUACGCUGCAUGUAAUAGAAACGAAAGAGAAUUUUGGUUUUACGUUCCGCUGUGUGGAAGAUUGUGGUGCUGGUACCCUAAGACCUCAGUUUAAACCAAGCAAAAGAAGCAGUUACCCCGCUGCACCGCUUCAUUGGGCGGUUCUCGGUCGCUCACAUGAUGCUGUCAAGUUUCUUAUUAGGAGUGGUGUAGAUAUAAAACAGGAGGUUCCUGACUUUCCCAAUGUGACUGCCGCUCUGAUAUGCGAGUGCAACAAGUCUAUGGAGACUGCGAGGGUUAUGGCACGAGCCACCGAAGCGUCCGUGAAGAAAGCCAACGAGAAGGAGGAGAAACGGGAGUCAUUGGUCAAUGCUCUAGAAGAACUCAGACGGGAACGCGAGAGGCGAGCCGCCCGCGAGAAGGAGGAGGAGGAGGAAAGGGAGGAGGAUGAGGGUGAUGAUGAAGAUAUGGCCGAUGCAGAAAAGAGCGAUGAUGAAAACAUAGGCAACAGUGACUACGAAGAGGCUCUUGGUGACAACCAAGAGCACAGCGGUGGUGAUGACGAAUAG
This is a messenger RNA of Trypanosoma brucei brucei TREU927, 783 nucleotides long. RefSeq lists its product as hypothetical. The record is from RefSeq and is a predicted model, not a curated record. The transcript has a single exon. Bases 1 to 783 code for a protein of 260 amino acids. Lineage: Eukaryota; Euglenozoa; Kinetoplastea; Trypanosomatida; Trypanosomatidae.